AUGAGAACUGCGGCAAGGACUGAACCUGUAAAAACCACGAGACACGUGUGCGGCCGUUGUGGUAUGUGGUACAAGGAGUACAAGCAGCUGGUGGAGCACCUGUACUGGCGGCACGGGACGGAGAGUGCAGCGUGCAAGCAGUGCCGCCAGCGGAAAUGGGACUUCGCUCCCCACCGCUGUUAUGUACUCCCUCACCACGAUGCGAACUUUGAGUCUGGGAUGCCUCAAGACUGUCCCAGAUAUGAAUUUUGCUACUGUGGAGUAGAAAUAGAGGACUCCGCCAUGAUCGGAUGCGACGGGGCACAGUGCGCGCUGAAGUGGUACCACUUCCAGUGCGUGGGCAUUGUGGACCCGCCGGAUGGCGAGUGGUUCUGUCCACAGUGCAUUUCGCAGAAAAGUGAACCUCGACAACAACGAACAAGACAACUAGACAAAAAUUCUUCGAAGCGGCGGAAACGAGAUGUGACGUCUUUUACGUGA
Amyelois transitella is the source of this 480-nucleotide messenger RNA. RefSeq names its product inhibitor of growth protein 3-like. Bases 1 to 480 code for a protein of 159 amino acids. Gene Ontology annotation, biological process: regulation of DNA-templated transcription. Lineage: Eukaryota; Metazoa; Arthropoda; Insecta; Lepidoptera; Pyralidae. The transcript is spliced from 2 exons. The record is from RefSeq and is a predicted model, not a curated record.